AUGGCUGAAGCACUGUCCGACUCCGCCGAGGACAUCGAUCGGCGUGGAGACCUCAACAACAACGAAAAAUCCUCUGUCAAUGCAGCCACUGAUGCCGAACUAGAUGCCACAUCGCCCCCGCCCCCUCCUCCGCGCCGCCGAGAACGGGACUCUAGGGAGCGGAGAGACGAUAGGGACAUUGAUCGGCCGCCUCGCCGUGACUACUAUGACCGCAAUCGAUCCCCACCCCCGCGUACGAGGGAUUAUCAUAAGCGGGGGAGGAGCCCUAGUCCUCCUCCCCCACCUUAUCGAGACAGACGAGGAGGUGGAGUGCACUCACCUCCUUCUAGACGAUCGCCUCCAUUUCCGCCUUAUAAAAGAUCGAGGAGAGAUGAUGGAUUUGAUGGAAGGAGGUGGAGUCCUAGGGGAAGAGGGUAUGGACCCGGGAAUCGUAGGUUCGGAUAUGAUUAUCCUGGUGGCUAUGAUCGCGAGAUGGGAGGUAGGCAGGGAUAUCUUGAUGAAAGGCCUCAUGGACGAUACAUGGGCCGGUCAUCAGGUGGGUAUCAAGGAGCUCCAUCUGAUUGGGAUUCUGGUCGUGGUGGCUUUGGUGAUGCUUUCGUCACUGGGAGCACUCAGAGGGAAGGAAUGAUGUCUUAUAAGCAGUUCAUUCAAGAGCUUGAGGAUGAUGUUUUGCCAUCUGAAGCAGAGCUCAGGUAUCAAGAAUACAAGUCAGAAUAUAUAUCGACUCAGAAAAGAGCUUAUUUUGAUGCACAUAAAGAUGAAGAAUGGUUAAAAGAUAAGUAUCAUCCAACAAACUUGCUUGCUGUCAUAGAAAGGAGGAAUGAGAUUGCACAGAAGUUGGCUAAGGAGUUUCAGCUUGAUCUGCAGAGUGGGACACUGGAUUUAGGUCCCAGUGUUAGUCCCUCAUCUUCGAACAAAUUGGAACAGUCUAGUGAUCCUCAUUCUGCUGAUGAAGCAGACAUAGGUGGCAAAAGAAGGCGGCCUGGUCGGGGGGUGACCAAAGAUUUUGAUCUUUCAGCUACCCCAAAGGCUCAUCCUGUUAGUUCUGAGCCCAGACGAAUCCAGAUUGACAUUGAACAAGCGCAGGCUCUUGUUCGGAAACUUGAUUUGGAGAAAGGAAUUGAAGAUAAUGUACUAUGCCGUGUUGAUAGUGAUAGAAUGGGUAGAGAUAAGUCUCAUGGUGGUUCAAGUGGCCCAGUAAUUAUCAUACGAGGUUUGAGCUCAGUCAAAGGUCUUGAAGGGAUUGAGCUACUCGACACACUUCUUACAUAUCUCUGGCGCAUUCAUGGGGUGGAUUAUUAUGGGCUGAUUGAAACAAAUGAAGCUAAAGGUCUCCGGCACGUUAGAGCGGAUGGCAAGAAUACUGAUGCAACUAGUAAUGGGAUGGAGUGGGAGAAGAAACUAGAUUUUUGUUGGCAAGAGAGGCUGAAGGGUUUGGAUCCCCUGGAAGUAAUGACUGCGAAGGAAAAGAUAGAUGCCGCCGCCGCUGAAGCCUUGGAACCUCAUGUCCGCAAAAUUAGGGAUGAGAAGUAUGGAUGGAAGUAUGGCUGUGGAGCAAAAGGUUGUACAAAACUCUUCCAUGCUUCCGAGUUUGUCCACAAACAUUUGAAGUUGAAACACCCAGACCUUGUGAUGGAACUGACUUCAAAAGUCCGUGAAGAGUUGUAUUUCCAGAACUACAUGAGUGAUGAAAAUGCUCCUGGAGGGACACCUGUCAUGCAGCAAUCUGUACCGAAGGAGAAGCCACAGAGACGGAGGCCUGGUCCUGACAACCGAGGAAAGGAUGAAAGAGGAAACCUUAGAGAACGUGAUAAUCGCGCCAAUGGAGGUGAAAGAUUUGAUGGGUCUGAAAACCCACAGUUAGGGGAUUUCCCAUCCAACAAUGAUGGUGCACCUGGAAACAAUCCCGAUGAACCAAUGUUUGAUACUUUCCCCAGCCAAGGCAUACAUGUUGCUUCUUUCCCAUCAGAUAUACCUCCUCCUGUACUGAUGCCUGUUCCUGGUGCUGGACCAUUGGGUCCUUUUGUUCCGGCUCCUCCUGAAGUUGCAAUGCGAAUGUUGCGAGACCAGGGAGGCCCUUCCCCGUUCGAAGGUGGUAGAAAUGGGAGGUCAGGGCCCCAGUUGAGCGGGCCUUCCCCAAUAAUUGCUUUACCUCCCUCUUUUCGACAGGAUCCUCGACGCUUACGAAGCUAUAAUGACCUGGAUGCACCGGAAGAUGAAGUCACUGUCAUAGACUACAGGAGUUUGUAG
Messenger RNA from Fraxinus pennsylvanica, 2250 nucleotides. The record is from the annotation of a GenBank genome assembly. Lineage: Eukaryota; Viridiplantae; Streptophyta; Magnoliopsida; Lamiales; Oleaceae.